This is a messenger RNA of Pelobates cultripes (western spadefoot toad), 591 nucleotides long. NCBI's taxonomy places the organism in Eukaryota, Metazoa, Chordata, Amphibia, Anura, Pelobatidae. The record is from the annotation of a GenBank genome assembly.
AUGGGGAAAAAAAACAAGCUCCGCAAAAACGAAGCAGCAGCCUCCACCAAAGAUAUUGGAGCCGUGCUCCGUGGCACACUGCCGCCGCGGCCCACCAAAAUGGCGCCGGCGAGAAGUGACUCAGAUACCGGCUGGGAGGAAGGUGAACCAGAGGACUCUCCAGAUUCCGCCGACCAUGGCAUACUCAAAAAGAGAACGGCCAACACAGAGACGGCCUCAGUAAACAGGGGCCCCCGCUUUACUCAGCACUCGGAGAACGUGCCGGCCAGCAAGGCAGACAUCAAGAACAUGCUGGCUGAAAUAAAGGCCUACUUCUCGGCCGACAUUGCGCUAGUCCGCCAAGACCUAGGGACUAUAACAACCAGACUGCAGUCCCUGGAGGACGAGGGGCGCAUUACCAGAGACCUGCAAGGCACUAUGUCUGCUGAAAUAGACAGGCGGAAACAGAUUACUUUAAACAUGGAACAAAAAAUAGCAGUGCUGAAGGACUCUAAGCGGCAGAAGACAUCACAGACACAGAGGUCCCACACUACCUCAGAAGGCACUUCAGCGCAAUGCUCUCACCAUCAAGGGCAAAAGCCAUGCAACUAG